Messenger RNA from Acaulospora morrowiae, 224 nucleotides. Lineage: Eukaryota; Fungi; Glomeromycota; Glomeromycetes; Diversisporales; Acaulosporaceae. The record is from the annotation of a GenBank genome assembly.
GAUUAGUACAACCAAAUGAAGGUAAUAUUCUAUCCUUUGGACAGUUCUAUUUCUUAGAUACAGCUGAUACCCAAAAAUAUAGAAAUAAUAAUUUGGCAAAUGCAAAGCUUGAUUCUGCAUUACUUUUGUUACUAGAUUCAGUAUUAUGGCAAGUAAGCCUAUUUUCACAAGCAUUCGAAAUGAUGAGGGAGAUGGAACAAAAUGAUUAUAAUGCAGCAAUAUAA